CUGGAGGCCCGGGUGCUCCCAGCCAUGGGAAGGGGGUCUCUGAGAGCUCGGGGGUCGCCUGUGCUGAGGUGGCUGCUGUCACUACUGCUGCCGUCCUGGGGGCCAGUGUCUGAGGCUUGGGUGCUUCCAGGAAACACCUCUGGAGAGGCAGUCACCUCCCGCUGGGUCCUGGAUGGGCGCCCUUGGCACACAGUCACCCCGGAAGAGCCGAUCUCAACCCUAGACUCGGGGCUGCUGGCCUUGGAAGCUGAAGGCCAGGAGCUCCUGCUUGAGCUGGAGAAGAACCACAGGCUGCUGGCUGCUGGUUACACAGAAACCCACUAUAGCCAAGAUGGGCAGCCAGUGGUGCUGGUCCCCAACCACGUGGACCACUGUCACUACCAUGGGCGAGUGAGGGGCUUCCCCAACUCCUGGGUCGUGCUCAGCACCUGCUCUGGGAUGAGGGGCUUGAUCAGGCUCAACAGCAAUGCCAGCUAUUACCUGCAGCCCUGGCCACCUGGGGACCCAGAGGACCUCUCAACCUAUAGGACUUUUCGGAUGGAGAGGCUGCUCGUCUGGAAAGGGACCUGCAGCUACAGGGAUCCUGAGGCCAAAGGGGGCAUGGCCAGGCUUCCUCCUGUCCCCCAGAGCAGGGAAAGGCGAGAAGUUCCCAGGGGCAGGAAGUACCUGGAGCUGUACAUAGUAGCUGAUCACUCCCUGUACUUGAUCCAGCACCGGAAUUUGAACCACACCAAACAGCGUCUCCUGGAGGUUGCCAAUUAUGUAGACCAGAUCCUCAGGACUCUGGACAUUCAGGUGGUGCUGACCGGCCUGGAAGUGUGGACAGAGCAGGACCACAGCCGCGUCACACCUGACGCGAACGCCACACUCUGGGACUUCCUGCAGUGGCGCCGGGGGCUGUGGGCGAGGCGGCCUCACGACUCAGCGCAGCUACUCACGGGCUGCACCUUCCGGGGCGCCACCGUGGGCCUGGCUCCCGUCGAGGGCAUGUGUCGCGCAGAGAGCUCGGGAGGUGUGAGCAUGGACCACUCUGAGCUCCCCAUCGGCGCUGCGGCCACCAUGGCCCACGAGAUCGGCCACAACCUGGGCCUCAGCCACGACCCCGACGGCUGCUGCUCAGACGCUGUGGCAGAGCAGGGCGGCUGCGUCAUGGCUGCGGCCACCGGGUACGCCAGGGCUGGGGCACGGGACCCGGGCUUGUUCCUCCGCGUGCUGCUUUGCCUGGCCCCGCUCUCGCCUCCUCCGGCGGUCUGGGGCUCUGUGCCUGCACCUGAUCCAGUUUCACCUUUCUGACCCCAGAAGUGCCCGGACCUCUGUUGCUUCGCCCACAACUGCUCGCUGCGGGCGGGGGCCCAGUGUACCCGCGGGGACUGCUGCGCACGCUGCCUGCUGAAGCCAGCUGGCUCGCCCUGCCGCCGGGCCGUAGGUGACUGUGACCUCCCCGAGUUCUGCACUGGCUCUUCCCCUCACUGUCCCCCGGAUGUUUACCUGCUGGACGGCUGGCCCUGCGCUGGCGGCCAAGGCUACUGCCUGGACGGCGCGUGUCCCACGCUGGAGCAGCAGUGCGCACAGCUCUGGGGGCCUGGCUCCCGCCCAGCUCCCCGGGCCUGUUUCCAGCUGGUGAACCCCGUGGGAGACUCCGCGGGGAACUGCGGCAGGAAUGGCUCCGGCCGGUUCCUGCCUUGUGCUCAGAGGGACACUCAAUGCGGGAAGCUGCAGUGCCAGGGAGGGGAGCCCAGCCCCCUAGUGCCACACACGUUGUCUGUGGAGUCCACGGUUCAUUCAGACGGCCACCAGGUGACUUGUCGUGCAGCUCUGGUACUUCCAGAUGCCCAGGUGGACCUGCUGGACUUGGGCCUGGUACAGCCGGGCACUCAGUGUGGACCUGGAAUGGUAUGCCAGGACAGGCACUGCCAGAACACGUCCUCCCAGGAGCUGGAGCGCUGCCUGACUACCUGCCACAACCAUGGGGUUUGCAAUAGCAACCAUAACUGCCACUGCUCUCCGGGCUGGGCUCCACCCUUCUGUGACAAGCCAGGCUUCGGCGGCAGUGUGGACAGUGGCCCAGUGCAGCCUGCAAGCGGCGACACCUUCCUGCCGGCAGUGCUCUUCAGCUUCCUGCUGCCUCUGCUCCCUGGGGUGGGCCUGGCCUGGUGCUGCUUCCGGCUCCCCGGGCACCACCUCCAGCGAUGCCCUUGGGGCUGUAGGAGGGAACCGGAAUGCAAUAGGCCCAAAGAUGGCCCACGCAGGGACCGCAGCCUGGGUGGCAUUCACCUUGCGCAGUUGGGGUCUGUGGCCAUUGGAGACCCCCAGCCUCUAGACCCUGAGAACUCUGCCCAACCCAGCAGCCACCCUGAGAAGCCUGUGUCCUGCUGACCUUUUUUAAAUAUCCAAGGUAGGGUCAACUGCAAUGCUGAACCCUCUCCUUCCCACUGCUCAGCCACCCAUCUCUUUCUCCCUCAGCUCAGUGCCCCCAACUAGGCGUUUGGGUUUGGGUUAAAAUGGAAAUGAGACAUGACUUCUUGGAGAAACUGCUGUCACAGAGACCAGGAUGCUGGAACCCCUUGGGCAAGGGAGAGAGAAGUUGUGGUUCUUCCUGGGUCUUGGGUCAUUCCUGAAGGGGACAAGGGGUCUCUGCCACAUGACACUCAGCCUGGGGCCCCAGCCCUUACUUCUGCACUUCACUCUCAGCAGGUCAAGUCCAGAACCAAGAUCCUCUCUAUGGGGGACAGGUGGCUCCUGAGAUGAGUAGACAACUGACCACUGGUAGCCAUUCCAGGAAUUUGGAUUCCAAAGACAGACACAGCAAGUUCACUGAUCUCCCACACCUUCUGAAGCUUGGAGGUUUCUUCCUUCCUUAUCAAGCUCCAGGACCCAAGCUUCAUCAGGAGUUGCCUGUUGUUGUCCCUGCUCCUGAAAGCUCCAGCCCAAGAAUCUAUGCACAAAAGAGCAAAGGUCCCACAGUCCCCAACCCCCAGCAGGGGACGCCUCUGUCCUGGGAGCCUGGCUAUGUCUCCUUUGUGCACUGUAACUGCGUGCAGCUCUCUGGAGGGUGGGGACUCCUGAUGGAACCCACAUUUCCUUGCAAAUAAGCAAGCCAACAAGCAAGCACACAAAAUCUUUGAUACCCCCUUUGUGGUCGCCUCCUACCCCAUCCUGUGCCCUGGAUCCUUCUGAAGCCCCCACGCUGAUUCCAUUCCCAGUUCUCCGGCUGAGGUUGUAGAGGGCGUGGCCUUUUGCAGCCUCUUCCCUUGGACUUUAUCGGUCCUCCAUUCUGUGGGAGGGAAUCGAGGAGUCAGGUCGGAAGCAACAGUGCAGAGUCAGAAGAAAGACAGGCUUCCUGGGGCCUUUGUGAGUCUUUUCUGUUGUAAAGUCAACCCCUUAGGGUGUCCUGAGGGCCACUCGGGCUGGCAAGUGGUAGCAGUCAUGACUCUUUUGGACUCAGGAGGGCAUUGUCCAGCUUGAAUGAUCCCUUUGCUUGCCUCUCCUGUCCCCUUGGACAUUCUCGUCUCCCACUGCUCAUGACAGAGUUGCCGAAUGAUCUUGUGUAUUAGGCAGCUGUUGCUGCAUAACAAAACCACCCCCAAAACUGAGUUGCUUAAGGCAAAGGCAGCACAGUCAUACUGUGCAGAACUGGAGAAUCUUUGCUGUCUCCGUGGGCACCCAAGGAAUAGGCAACCCCAGCUCAUCUAUAGAUUUGUCAUGGUUCCAGUAAACAUCCCAAGAUAGUUUGUUGUUUUUUUGGGGGGGGGCUCCUAAAUGCAAAUAGAUCAGCAAAAAUCCAAGAAAAACU
Fukomys damarensis (Damara mole-rat) is the source of this 3793-nucleotide messenger RNA. RefSeq names its product ADAM metallopeptidase domain 33 (gene Adam33). Gene Ontology annotation, biological process: proteolysis. The record is from RefSeq and is a predicted model, not a curated record. Gene Ontology annotation, molecular function: metalloendopeptidase activity. NCBI's taxonomy places the organism in Eukaryota, Metazoa, Chordata, Mammalia, Rodentia, Bathyergidae.